Funneliformis geosporum is the source of this 372-nucleotide messenger RNA. NCBI's taxonomy places the organism in Eukaryota, Fungi, Glomeromycota, Glomeromycetes, Glomerales, Glomeraceae. The record is from the annotation of a GenBank genome assembly.
AUGACAACUCUUUAUAAUCAGAUUAAAGAAGAAUUGAUGAUUGUUGAAACUGUUAAUAAUUUCAACAUUCCUCCACUCUACCUCACGAAUGAUUUAACAGAACAAAAAGUUAAAACUACAUACAAAGCAUUAUUAAGAGCCUCUCAGUUGAAAAAUAGAAUGUUAACACUCGUCAACGCAUUUUAUUUGGGACAAAUAAUAGAAACUGAAACCUUAAGCCCUGCUGAACAUACUCAAUAUAGGAAUACGAUGACCUUAUAUUAUCGACAGGCUUCUAAACGAACCUUUUACCUCUUUAAAACAUUGGGAGUAGAACAAAUAGGAUGUUCCAAGCAAUUAACUCUUAGAAUGAUCUAUAAUUUGAAAGCCUAA